AUGUCUAAGGAAGAAGACGUUAAUACUAAUAUCACCCCGUUUCCUACGUCGCGUGCUGAGGGUUCUUCUUCAUUGUCCGCCGGUCAUUUAAGUCCGGGACAGUCUCCUAAUCAACAUCGCAGAAGAGGUUCUUCUGUGGGCCAUAUCAACUUAGGAGAUACCUCUUCACCAUCUUUUGCCACGAUGCCCACAUCAAAUCUUGGAAGACGUCAACUGGAUGCUCGUAUACUCAAGCUUUCCGAAACGGGAUCCUCCGACAUGGCCUUAGUAAACAAGAUGAUUGUUGCCUUUAGAGAACUCACCUACAGACACACAUGGGUUUAUCAAUUUAUAUUCCUUCUGGUGUGUAUUGGACUUUAUGUUAUUUCUGGCGAAGAUACUGAGAUUCAUCAUCAAUUGAAAAGAUGGAUUAUCCCUGCUUAUCACAUUGAAGGCACCGACCAAUAUGGGAAAGGUGGAGAUGAUUUCCGGUUUGUCUUCUUUUAUGCGGUGUUCUUUUUCUUCUUGAGAGAGUUUCUUAUGUGUAUUGUAUUGAGACCUUUGGCUUAUUCCCUCGGUAUUACUAAGGAAUCUAAGGUCAAACGUUUCAUGGAGCAAACAUAUUCCAUGUUUUAUUAUGGUAUAUCAGGACCAUUUGGGUUAUGGAUCAUGCGUAGAUUACCCUUAUGGUUUUUUGAAACCACUCCAUUCUAUACCAACUACCCUCACAAGACACACGACAUCUACUUCAAAGUUUAUUAUUUGGGUCAAGCAGCUUUCUGGGUUCAACAGGCAGUGGUUUUGAUCUUGCAGUUGGAAAAACCCAGAAAGGACUUCAAAGAGUUGGUUUUACACCAUAUCAUUACCAUUGCGUUGAUCUGGAACUCAUAUCGAUUCCAUUUCACUUGGAUGGGUCUUGCUGUAUACAUCACAAUGGAUGUAUCAGAUUUCUUUUUGGCUACAUCCAAGACUUUGAAUUAUUUAGAUUCAUCGUUAACUCCACCCUUCUUUAUUGUGUUUAUAUUUGUGUGGAUUUACUUGAGACAUUGGGUCAACUUGCGGAUCUUAUGGUCUGUAUUAACUGAAUUCAAAACUGUAGGAGAUUACACCUUGAAUUGGGACACACAACAAUACAAAUGUUAUAUUUCCCAACCCAUUGUUUUCUUCCUUAUUGCUGCUUUGCAAUUGGUCAAUGCAUACUGGUUAUUCCUUAUAUUCCGUAUCUUAUACAGAAUGGUUGUUGGAGGUGUGACUAAGGAUGAGAGAAGUGAUAGUGAGAGUGAGGAGGAACAAGGAAAUGAAAAGAAGAAGAAGAAGAAGAAGAACCAAUAA
Messenger RNA from Lizanozyma spartinae, 1311 nucleotides. It is a transcript of the gene LAG1, whose product is annotated as sphingosine N-acyltransferase. Gene Ontology annotation, molecular function: sphingosine N-acyltransferase activity. The record is from RefSeq and is a predicted model, not a curated record. The transcript has a single exon. Gene Ontology annotation, biological process: ceramide biosynthetic process. Bases 1 to 1311 code for a protein of 436 amino acids. Gene Ontology annotation, cellular component: membrane. NCBI's taxonomy places the organism in Eukaryota, Fungi, Ascomycota, Pichiomycetes, Serinales, Debaryomycetaceae.